CAGAAGAAGCCGUUAUCAUUGAAGCUGCUCAUGGCAAAUAAAUUAUAUAGUCACUACUAUGAUCGAAAAACUUCUAUGUGAGGUCAUCUAUAAGUUGGAUUGUCAUAUGACUUGAAAGUAUCCAUCCCAACCAUAAAUAACUUCGCAGCCUUCCAUUCCUGUUCGAAAUCAUGACAACCUUCAACCCCCGCGGUCUUGGCGAUGUCAAAGUCACAGAUCGAUUCGACCUCAGCAACAAGUAUUUCCUCAUCACAGGAGGCGGCAGCGGUAUUGGCUUCGCCUGCGCAAAAGCCAUAGCCCAGCUCGGCGGUGGUGUUGCUGUAAUUGACACAGCUCCCGAACCAGUAGAAGAGUUCAAAUCCCUAGCCGAGCGUUACAGUAUCAAGACUUUUUAUACCCGAGGCGAUGUGACUAAUCAACAGUCUCUUGAAAAGGCAUUCGCAGAGUGCGUUGAUGCCAUGGGGGGACAACUCCAUGGAGCGCUUACAGCAGCUGGCAUUGUCAUGGAUACACCAUUACUCGAUGCAGAUUGGGAAGUCACUCAACGAGUCCUCAACGUCAAUGUUAUGGGGACAUACUGGACUAUCAAGCUUCUCGCACAACAUCUUGUUGAGACCAAAACUCCUGGAAGUAUUGUUGCGAUCGCAAGUAUCAACGCUCAGAGCCUUUAUGUGCCAGUGCAGCCGAAGUCUGCUUAUAAUGCCAGCAAAGCUGCUAUCAAGGGCCUUAUGGGACCUUUGGCUGGAGAGUUGGGUCAAUAUGGGAUCAGAGUCAACUGUAUUUCGCCAGGUGCUAUUCAAACCCCUUUAUUGGCACGCUUACAAGGAGAGAAGCGGGCUAUUCUUGACUGGUAUGAGAAUGGAUCGCCAUUGCAACGGCUUGGUGUGCCGGAGGAUCUGACACCUAUGGUAUGCUAUUUAUUGAGCGAUGCAGCUGCGUUUACAACAGGUGCAGACAUGCUGGUUACAGGUGGGUUACAUGCAGGGUCAGCUCUGAAGUGAAGAGUCGGCACAGGAGUGAGAGGGUGUAGAUGACGUUAGAGUGGGGUUUUGGAGCCUGAGUAUUGUGAAAAGAAAGAGAUGUUGAGAUUAAGCGAAGAAAUAAAGUCACAUAAGAAAUGUCAAGCAUGAUUUCUUAUAGAGUUCUGAUUUCCCGUUGAGCGUACCCAACAGACACAGACGGUGUUCAAGUUUCCGACUCAGUUCUUACUUUGCCCGUGGCGGAUGUUUGGACCUCCUUAGCUCAGGAUAGUUGCAAUCCAAAC
Messenger RNA from Fusarium redolens, 1264 nucleotides. RefSeq lists its product as uncharacterized. Lineage: Eukaryota; Fungi; Ascomycota; Sordariomycetes; Hypocreales; Nectriaceae. Gene Ontology annotation, cellular component: intracellular anatomical structure. The coding region runs from base 171 to 1001 and encodes 276 amino acids. The record is from RefSeq and is a predicted model, not a curated record. Gene Ontology annotation, molecular function: oxidoreductase activity, acting on NAD(P)H, oxygen as acceptor. The transcript has 3 exons.